Messenger RNA from Tetrahymena thermophila SB210, 249 nucleotides. RefSeq lists its product as hypothetical. Lineage: Eukaryota; Ciliophora; Oligohymenophorea; Hymenostomatida; Tetrahymenidae. The transcript has a single exon. The record is from RefSeq and is a predicted model, not a curated record.
AUGGAGGUCAGAGGCAGAGCUGGCACCUUGUGCAUGACUUAAUAUGAACGUGAAUAAUUUUUAAUUACUUCUGAGCUAGAAGGAUUAGCAAUUGCUGAUGAGUCGCAAAAUGGCGGCGACACUAUCGAUCAGAUGCCUUAAAUCCUUUAAAAUGAACUAAGAAAUUCCAGUAAAUAGUAAAGCUUAUAAUGCAGUAAAAUGAUCAACUCAGGCACUGCAGAUUCUAGCUAGCAAUCAAACUAAAAUUGA